AUGCUGAUCCUGGACGAUUUCCAGGGCUCGUGUCUCGCGGAGAUGAUCUUCAGAUCCGACAUCCUGACUAUCGCGUGCACGCGCGAGUGGAUCGCCGUGGUGCUCGUGGACGAGGUCUACCUCUACGAUUUCAAUGUCCUCGCGACGCCACUGUAUCGGGCGCUCACGUUUCACAAUCCGACCGGUGCGAUCGCCAUCAACACCGACAGGAUCAUGGGCCACGUGCACGUCCGAGCGGGAGGCGGCGAGACCUCGUGGCGAGCCCACGACGAACCCAUCGCCCGCAUCGCCCUCGGCCACGUCGGGUUUUUCCUCCUUGCAACGGUGUCGGCACGCGGCACGAUCCUGCGAUUGUGGACCACCGAUGGCUAUCGGAUCGCCGAGUUCGACUGCGGAUCGCCCACCUACCUGACGAUCUCGCCCGAUUGUGAGUGGGUGCGUGCCACGUACGAGCACGGCGAUGUGCACGUCUUUCGUGUGUCGGACGGCACGACCGAGGGAGCUACCAGCUUUGCCACCGCCCACGAUCUCACGUCGGCCCGUUGUACGUUCGGCCCUGAUCGCACCGACACCGUCAUCGCAAUCCUCCCCGCAAGUCACGAACGCGUUUUGCUUCGUUUCGACGAGCUCUUUGGCGGCGAGUGCCUCAUGGAAUCACGUCAGCCCCUCGAACCCGAUCGUGCCAUGCGCCCGGCACUGACCAACUUGCCCUAA
This is a messenger RNA of Acanthamoeba castellanii str. Neff, 714 nucleotides long. RefSeq names its product autophagy protein, putative. The coding region runs from base 1 to 714 and encodes 237 amino acids. Gene Ontology annotation, biological process: nucleophagy; protein lipidation; autophagy of mitochondrion. Gene Ontology annotation, molecular function: phosphatidylinositol-3-phosphate binding; phosphatidylinositol-3,5-bisphosphate binding; protein binding. Lineage: Eukaryota; Discosea; Longamoebia; Acanthamoebidae. The transcript is spliced from 2 exons. The record is from RefSeq and is a predicted model, not a curated record. Gene Ontology annotation, cellular component: extrinsic component of membrane; cytosol; phagophore assembly site membrane.